Molecule: messenger RNA, 1115 nt
Organism: Bradysia coprophila
Lineage: Eukaryota; Metazoa; Arthropoda; Insecta; Diptera; Sciaridae
Product: radical S-adenosyl methionine domain-containing protein 2-like
Source: RefSeq, a predicted model, not a curated record
CAUUAACUUACUUACAUCGUUACAAUAAGGAAAGUUUAACAAUUUUAUAAUUUUUUCUGGAAAAUAGGAAAAAUAGAGUCGAAAAUGUUUUUUCAAAGAAUGCUACACAAAUUUAUCAAGUGUUUUUGGGCGAUACUGACGUAUCUACAAUUAGUUAAAAAUAAAACAUUAAAUAUAGUGCCCGUGUCAGUAAAUUAUCAUUUUACGAGAAAGUGUAAUUACUCGUGUGGUUUUUGCUUUCACACAGCUAAAACUUCUUAUGUGGCUCCACUGGGGGAUAUUAAAGUCGCCCUACGCAAACUAAUGCUAAAAGGAAUGAAGAAACUUAAUUUGUCUGGUGGCGAACCGUUCUUGUAUCCGGAGCUUGUGGGUGAGAUCUGCAAAUUUUGUAAAGUUGAUUUGAAUCUGGAGUCGGUGUCGAUUGUCACAAAUGGAUCGAAAGUUAAAGAGAGCUUCUUCAAGAAGUAUGGUGUAUAUGUGGAUUAUAUAGCAGUUUCUGUCGACUCGUUUGAUGAAGAAACAAAUAUAAAUAUUGGUCGAGGAAAAGGAAAGCAUCUCAUUCAGUUAGAUUAUGUAUCGCAAUGGUGUCAACAGUACAACAUCAGAUUCAAAUUAAACACAGUGGUCAACCGGUUCAACCAUUUGGAAGAUCUAUCCCAAAAUAUUGCACUGCUAAAUCCUUUCCGCUGGAAAUGUUUUCAAGUUCUUCCAGUAGACACUGAAAAUGUUGGACAAAUCGCAAAACGAGACUGUUCUGAGUUCCUAAUUACCGAUGAUGAAUUCGGUGAAUUCUGUCGGCGACAUCAACAUCUUCCGUGCUUUGUUCCGGUAUCAAAUGUUGUGAUGAAAAACUCAUACAUUAUCUUGGACGAGUAUCUCCGAUUCCUUAACAAAGGCGAUUUUUACAAAGAAUCAGAAUCGAUUCUGAAUGUUGAUGAUAUUGAUCCCCUACUUCAGUCCACUGACUAUAAACAUAACAUGUUUAUAGAACGAGGUGGCUAUGAUUGGUGGACUAAACGUUCCGCUUGUGAUUCGGUAGAUCCAGAGCUGGACUGGUGAUACAAUUUAAAACAUUUAAUUACUGUUCCGGUACAAAUUUCUGCUUGAAUACUUGU